AUGAGUGCCCUUUGUCGCAUCUUAUUAGAUUGGGGUUUAGAAGUUUACGGUAGUGAUUUACGGAUUGAGCCACCUGUGGGGCCAGCACUUGAAUCUUGGGGAGUACCUGUUUCACUUGGUUAUGAACAACAGACACUCGCUUUGGAUACAGAGUUGGUGGUUGUUGGUAAUGCGGUUACUGCUAGUAACGUAGUUGCGAAGGAAGCGCAAUUACAUGGUAUGUCAGUUACACAUAUGCCUGCGUUAUUAAAUCGUCUACUAGGAACAACACGUCAACGUAUCGUGAUUACUGGGACUCAUGGGAAAAGUACAACAAGUGCAAUUGUUGCAUGGUUGCUGAAGCAGGCAGACAAAGACCCUGGCUGGUUUAUAGGUGCGACACCUGAUUUUGGUCCUUCUGGUUGUCUUGGUAGCGGUCCUUUUGUGAUUGAAGGUGAUGAAUAUAAUGCAUCAUUUUUUGACCGUGAUGCAAAAUUUUUUCAUUAUGCCCCUAAUUUUUUGGGUAUUACUAAUGUUGAAUUUGAUCAUGCUGAUCUAUAUAAGGAUCUAGCAGAGAUUGAAGUGGCGUUUCGUAAAUUAUUACAAAGUAUGCCUGUUGGAGGUGUUGUUGUUUUAGCUGACGAUGCCAAACGUUUUUUGAAUGAUGUACCAGAGCAUGUUGAAGGCUUUGUAUUAUCUGAGUGUGGCUUUUUAUUGCAGGAAUCAAAUCGUGACGGUGUCGAAUUUAUGUUAGCUGGCCAACGUCUUUCCUUUCCUCUCCCGGGACACCACGAAGCGGUUGAUGCAGCAAUAGCAGCGUUGUUAGUCCAUCGUAUUGGUUUAGAUUGGGAACAGAUUAAAGCCGGUCUUGCAAGUUAUCCUGGUUUGCGUUUACGUCAAGAGGUUUUGUUACAUAAACCAGUACGUAUUAUUCGAGAUUUUGGUCACCAUCCAACGGAAGUGCGAGUGACUCUUGCAGGUUUACGUGAUGCUUGGCCAGAGCAGCCGAUUACCGUUGUUUUUGAACCACGCUCCUAUACAAGUCGUACGGAUCGUUUUCGUUUAGAUUAUGUAGAUGCCUUUUCUGCUGCUGAUCGUGUUUUGAUUGCGCCGGUAUAUAACCCCUCUACCUUAAAAGAACCAGCGCUUAACACCUAUGCAUUAGCAGAUGCCAUUGGCAAUCAGGCAACGGCUUUUGCAAAAUAUGAGAUAUUAUGGGAAACCAUUUGUUCUUUGGAUAAUCGUCAAGGUGUUGUUAUCUUUUUUAGUAAUGGCACGAUGAAUCAGUUUCCAGAGCGGUUUGUUGAGGAGGUUAUGCGAUGA
Messenger RNA from Ylistrum balloti, 1302 nucleotides. Its product is annotated as UDP-N-acetylmuramate--L-alanyl-gamma-D-glutamyl-meso-2,6-diaminoheptandioate ligase-like. NCBI's taxonomy places the organism in Eukaryota, Metazoa, Mollusca, Bivalvia, Pectinida, Pectinidae. Gene Ontology annotation, molecular function: acid-amino acid ligase activity; ATP binding. The record is from RefSeq and is a predicted model, not a curated record. Gene Ontology annotation, biological process: biosynthetic process. Bases 1 to 1302 code for a protein of 433 amino acids. The transcript has a single exon.